Messenger RNA from Rotaria sp. Silwood1, 1788 nucleotides. The record is from the annotation of a GenBank genome assembly. NCBI's taxonomy places the organism in Eukaryota, Metazoa, Rotifera, Eurotatoria, Philodinida, Philodinidae.
AUGGAGACGCAAACAAUAACAACAUUGACGAGCAAAUCUUCUACAACCACAGAAGCUACUACUAAUUCUAAAACAUCCAUCGUUAAUUUUAACAUUGAUCAACAAUGUCCUAUUCAGUAUGUUACUGUUUACAAUGAUCGUGCUGAAGUGACACGUCUUAUAAAACAUAAUUUUAAUAAUCAAGGUACUUAUGAUCUUAUAUUCGAAGGUUUUUCACCAUCGGUUGACUUAACAUCAUUACAUGUAAGUGGUGGAACAGGUAAAGCUUGUACUAUUCUUGAAGUUUCUUAUCAAACACGUUAUGAAACUACAACAGAAGAAGCAAAUUUAACACCAUUAGAUCAAUUACAAAAUGAACUUGAUAAUGUUCAAGCUAAUAUUGAUAAACACCAACGAGAAUUAACAAGACUUGGUAAACAACGUACAUGGCUUGAUGGACGAGCAUCAAAAUUAAUGAAUCAAGAAGAACAGUUAAAUAUAAAUGAUCUUGAUUUAAUGCAACAAUUUUUGGAUUUUUAUCAUAAAAGUUUAUUAAAACUAGAUAAUGAAACAAUACAUGAAGAAAAUGAAAUAAAAAAACUAACACAACAAAAAGAUGGAUUAAAAACUAAAAUAUAUGAACAUGGUGCAGAAGCACAAGCUAAUCGUCGAAAAACAAAACGAGAAGUAACAAUAAGUGUUUAUAUAGGAAGUAAUGAUAUUGAUGUUGCAUUGGAAAUAUCAUAUUUAAUUAGCAAUUGUUCAUGGAGUGCUAGUUAUGAUGUUCGUGUUACUAGUGCAGAAGCAACACGACAAAAAACUCAACUUACUUAUUAUGGUAUUAUUGUAAACAAAAGUCAGGAGAAUUGGCCUGAUGUGCAGCUAUCGUUAUCGACAGCAGCACCAUCGCUUGGAGGUGUUUCACCAAAACUUGCAACACUCAAAAUAGGUUAUGAAGUAUCUUCUUAUGACUAUGACCGACUGUCAAAUCUGAGAUUAUCAGGCUUGUCUUUAGGAUCCCCUGUAGAUUUUGCAAGAAAGUCAAGUCGAUUUGUAAAGAUGCGUGCACGAGCAUCUCUUAAUUCUUCUGCAGUCGUGGAAGGAAAUGAACAACAAUCAUUAGAUGUGGUCAAUGUUUUAGCUGCUCAAACUGAAGCAAGUAUGUCAAGUACAAGUUUUGCUAUUCCUCGACGAGCAAUUAUAGAUGCUGAUGGUAAACCACAUAAAGUAACUAUUGGUAUACUUGAUCUAACUUCAACAUUUACUUAUACAGUUGUACCAAAAUUAUCACUUCAUGCUUAUCUUAAAGCAUCAACAGUAAAUACAUCCGAUAAACAACUUCUAAUUGGACCUGCAUCAGUAUUUAUGGAUAAUAAUUUUAUUACUCAUAGUGCAAUCGAUAAUGUAUGUGUAGGUGACACAUUUGAUCUGCCAUUAGGUACAGAUGCAAGUGUCAAAGUAGAAUACAAACCAGCAAGAAAACUCACUGAUACUCAAGGUCUUAUUUCAAAAGUACAUCAUGAAAAUAUUCGUUAUGAAACACAUCUUACUAAUACAAAAUCAAGUGAAAUUACAGUUUAUGUUUAUGAACAAGUUCCAUUAUCAUCUGAUGAAAAGAUUAAAGUUAAAUUAAUAAUACCUGAUUUACGAUCGAAAGAACAAGGUUUAAAUUAUACAGUAACAAUGAAUGAUUCGAAUAACUUGGAAUGGAAAUGUAUUUUAUCAGCAAAAGGUGAAUGUCGUUUACCUCUUGAAUAUAUUGUUGAAUGGCCAAUAGAUAAACGUGUCGAAUUUAAACAAGUUAAUUAA